Anopheles funestus (African malaria mosquito) is the source of this 1353-nucleotide messenger RNA. Its product is annotated as leucokinins-like. Lineage: Eukaryota; Metazoa; Arthropoda; Insecta; Diptera; Culicidae. The coding region runs from base 113 to 1069 and encodes 318 amino acids. The record is from RefSeq and is a predicted model, not a curated record. The transcript is spliced from 2 exons.
CACACAGACAAACAUUUUUGUUCUUGGGACGAGCGUAUUAAAGCGGACAAGGUGCUGUUUUCGGCUGUGAUUCGGUUUGGUGCAGUGUGUGCGGAAGGAAGCAGGACACCGCAUGGUUAUGUUUAGUCUGGUUUUGGCCACGGCUGCGUUUGUGCUGGCCGGGGCACCACAACCAUGUCGCUGUGAUCGUACACCAACCGAUGGCAGCGAUUUAGCGCUUCGAGCUACGCUAUCGAGUGAUAACGGGUUGGAUGGAAAUAUUUGGAGAAGGAUCCGCGAACGAGUCCUUAGCGGAGGUGGAAACAAUUUGAUUUCAGGCGUUAAGCUGCUAACACACGACGCACCAUCCACAUUCCACGCGUGGAACCGGCCCGGUGUGAACCCGAGCGAGCUGACGCUUCUGGAAUCGCUGAUCAAUCGUUACCGGAAGUACAUGGUGGAGAGAGUGGUUCGAUUUGAUGACGCGUGUUCGUUGCUGUUUGGUGGUGAGCCGGUUGACAAAGACCGGGACGACGACAACGGAGAACCGGUACAGGUCGGGGACGAAUCGCGCCCAGAAAUAUCUCGCAACAGAGGUCGAAGCGAUGGGCUAGUGGAUGAUAGCGUCGGAAGUUCCUUCAAGGGUAGGGAAACCGAUGGUGGUAGCGGUGCAUCGAACAAACUGCAACGGGACGGGCCAAUUGCUGAUACGUUACUACUGAGACGACCGACCCUUAACGAUUUAUGUUCCAAUAAACCGAAGCAGUAUUACCAGUGUCUUUUGGAGCGCUUCAACGAUCAGCAACUGAUCGGUAUGGUGCAGGAUUAUCUAGAAUCGUACUGCUUCCGGCAAGACCCAUUCGAGCGUAGUACGGCAGCGCUACAGAAACGUGACACACCGCGCUAUGUGUCGAAGCAAAAGUUCCACUCGUGGGGCGGUAAAAGGAACACGGCUCAGGUGUUUUAUCCGUGGGGCGGUAAACGCACCGUUUCGCGGGCACACAAGCAACCGAAAGUGGUCAUCCGGAACCCGUUCCAUUCGUGGGGUGGCAAACGAGGCGGAAUGGCGGUAGAUUCGUCCUCGGUUUGAUCGAACGAACGUUUUCUCGACGCCGUUGCUUCUCAGGUAGUAGGAAGAUUUUCACACUAGUAAGAUGAUGGAAUCACGCCAGCAGCUAUCGUCACCGAUCACCAGCCGUUCGAAGCUUACCCCUCCGGUCAGUGCAUGUUUUGCGGUAUUACUAUUGCUAUCGUCCAGUUGCUAAGCCAUUCAAUGCUCCCGUAAGCAGUUCGCACACUUGCAAAUACUAACACAUACACACACAGAGCAGCAAGGAUAUUUGAAUAAACUUUGCGUUUGCGAACUGAACCGAG